Cydia pomonella (codling moth) is the source of this 2628-nucleotide messenger RNA. Its product is annotated as sec1 family domain-containing protein 2-like. Bases 144 to 2102 code for a protein of 652 amino acids. The transcript has 11 exons. The record is from RefSeq and is a predicted model, not a curated record. Gene Ontology annotation, biological process: intracellular protein transport; vesicle-mediated transport. Lineage: Eukaryota; Metazoa; Arthropoda; Insecta; Lepidoptera; Tortricidae.
ACACACACCGUCGACGUCAACUGUCAAAACUAUAUUAAAAAUAUUGAAAUUUUUAAAUGAAACAAUAUCAAUAAAAGAUGAGACUGGGUUGAAAGGCAGUGUAUUUAAUAAUAAUUAUUAAUUGUAUUUAAUCUAUACUUAAAAUGGCUAUAAACUCAGUUAAAGAUUUUGGAAAAGCUUGGUGGUCUGAGGUAUACAAUCGAAUAAUAGGAGCGGCCGUGUUCCUGGACGACUACAGUUCAGAAUGUUUACAUUGGGACGGAGGAUUGAUGAAUCUGAUAUACGGGGGAGCUGUCUCUGUGAAGAGCUUAUCGCCUUUUGAGUUUGCUACAAAAGACCAAAAGAAAGCUGUCUUCAUCACCCAAUCUGCCAGCACACAACUUCGCACAGUCCGAGAGAUCAUCAAGCACAGUGACUUUGCUCACUGCAUGCUGAUAUGCACCGUCAGCCUGGACGUGAUUUAUCUGGAGCUGAAUGAGGGGAAGGAUGUGAGUGAUGUGGUGGCGGCAGGGAAGGCUCCCACGGAGGCUACUAAGCAGUUGGAGGGGAUGCUGUUGGAAUGGAUUGGUAAAAAACAAUGUGCAGUUGAAGUGGUCCAUCUCCCACUAUUCACAAUUUCACCAACAAAUGUAGUGUUCCUCACACCCCCAUACCACAAAGUGUAUCCAGCAUAUGAUGGUAAACUCACAACGGAGUCAACAGCCAUAGACCUGUACACAUUGAGCAAAGAGGAGAGGGCUCAAGUGCGGAGGCUGGCUAGUGGUUUGAACAGUAUUAUGGAGUCUAUGAAUUUGAAGGAGGAUGUGUAUUACAUGGGGACUUUCGGCUCGUUGAUAGCUGGGGUGCUGGAAAAUUCGCCUGUUUGUUUGGCUCGGAGAAAGAAUUGCACAAGUCCCGCGUCCCUAAUCGUAAUAGAUCGCACUCUAGAUGUUUGCGGAGUGACCAGCCAUUCAAUGGAAUCUGUCCUUGACAAGAUUAUGACAGUUCUUCCGAGGUUCCCGGGGCACAGCAACGAUGUCGCGGUCAAUAUGUCGCUGUUAUGUGGAGCUGAUGUAAUCUCGCAUCCAGAAGACCUGCAACUCGCCCCCGGCUGCCUAUACCACGCCAACGACGACUCCUGCACUUCCACCUUCGACCACAUGAUCAACAAGAGCCAGAAGGAGGUCAUGUUCGACCUCUACAACAAGCUGUCCAAGAUAGAUGUGCAGAGGUCGCCCAGUCCCAAGACGCUGAUGAAGGUCACGCCGCAGAGCAUUGAGAAGAUCGUGGCGGCCGCUAAGGGAAACUACGACAUAAUAGAAAAGCACAUCGGCGUCCUACAACAAGCGUUAGGCGUGGUCCAGACGCUGAAGUCCCCCAAGCGUUCGCAGGUGGAACUUCUGCAGAAUUUAGAACGGCAAGUGCUGCAGAGCUUGGCUGCUAGUCGCGACUCCACCAGCGUACUCCACCAGAUCAGCCACCUAAUAAAGACCAGGAAAGACCGCAAGCUCCCCCUAGAAAGCCUCCUAGCCCUCAUAGUCCACGUGUAUUCCCUCACCGGCACCGAAGUUUCCUUCUCCAAACAGCACGAAGACAGUCUGACGGAGACGUUGAGCGUGGCCAUCUUCGAGGACCAUAAGACCCUGUUCGCUGACCAUGGGCUGAGGGGCAGCCCGGAGCACUGCGAUGAAAUUUCCCAAUCCAUCAUGGGGAGGCUGAAGGACAUUGCGAUGAUGAGGAAGAAUUUGCAGAAGUACAACUCAGUCCUAAAGCCUUGUGAAACAGGCGGGGGACACGAGUAUCGUGGCGUAUUACAACAGUUGGUAGAAGACCUGGUAGACACAGAGCGACCAGAACUAACUGAUCUGCGACACAGGAACGAGGGUCUUAAGGAUUUGCUGCGAAGCGGACUCAACAUCUUAACGAGCAAGAAAACUCGCAGCACCAAGCACCCGCUCGACAGCCCCACCGUGAUCAUCUUCGUCGUUGGUGGCAUCACGGCCGAGGAGUGCAAGCAUAUCCACAGGACCGUGAUCACGAGCGGCGUGGACACGGCCGUGUUCAUCGGCUCCACAAAAUUCGUCUCACCAGUGGAAGCCAUGAGGGACGCCCUCGCCUUAUAGCACUACUCGCCUUUGAUGGCGCUGAAGAGAACCACCAGCGCCGUUAACGACACUUGCCCAAGGAUGGUGUGUUAAGUUUUGUAACUACUAAUCUAGUUAUUUCGUCGUCGAAUAUAGGGCUAUUAUCGCGCACAAGAAACGCACAAGCAGUGCUGACCAAGAAACUUAUCAACAGAUAUUAUAUUAAUUCUUGCUUUUUUUAGGUAAAUUAGACUUAGGGCCUGUUUCACAAUGUCCAAGUAAAGUCCUGAAUAAGCUAUUUGCCACUCAUCUGACGAACAAAGGCGUCUUUGGCGUUUCACAAUCUUCAAAUAAGCUUAACUGGUAGAGAAAGAUGUUAGUUUUGCAAGAAGUUUUAUCUGACAGUUAAUUUAUUUGCUAAUAAGCUAUCCAAUACUUGGACAUUGUGAAACAGUCCCGUAGUUACUGAUUCGCAUAUGUAAUUUAUUACACUUUUACGAAGCGGCUUCAAAUUUAAAUGACAUGUAGUAUUUUAAUUAGGAUAAUAAACUCUUAAAACAACUAA